AAAGAAAAGUAACGUUUAAAUCUCAGAAUAUAUUCUGUUUUUUUUGUAAAGAAGAAUUUCAUCCUCAAUGUCCAUGUGAUUUAGUAUAGAGAUGAUUACAGGAAAUAAAAAAGAUGAGCCAAAAUAAAAUGAAUAGAAAUAAACACAAAAUAAUGUCCAUUUUGUUAAAAGCCAGUAGAGAGAGCAGAUGGAUGUAAUUACAUGCUGGGUAAAUCUCCAGGGAUUGUGGUUAAGCUUUUUGCUAUGUUUGUUCAUAACUUUGGGAACCUCUUCAUAAUGAUCAUUUUGAAUGCAACAAUUACAUUCCUCAAAAUACCAAUUUAGAAGAAGAAAAAGAGUUUAUCUUAUGAUAGAUUCUUAAAUUCAUAAGCUGCCAAAGUAAAAGCUACAAUAGAUUAAUUCAAAUUAAGGAAAAAUAUAUCCCAGAAAUGUUUGAGUAUUAUUAAUUCACUGAAUAAGAUUGUUAAUUCUUAGAAGAAAUAAUGAAAGGAUUAAUUCAAUCUAGAGUUGUAUUAAAAUGGUAAUUUCUUAUUAAUAUUUAGGCCAUAUUGAUAUGGUUACUACAUACCUUAUGUAAACAAAUCGUAAGCUUAAAUAUUUAAUCAUAAUUAAGAAUAAUUUGAACAUUCUUUAGAACUUUUAGCAAUCUCUUUGAUGAAAUUAUUAGAGGAAAUAGAUAUAUAAAAGGAAUGAUAACGACUUGAUAGGCCAA
This is a messenger RNA of Paramecium sonneborni, 712 nucleotides long. The record is from the annotation of a GenBank genome assembly. Lineage: Eukaryota; Ciliophora; Oligohymenophorea; Peniculida; Parameciidae.